Molecule: messenger RNA, 1091 nt
Organism: Diachasma alloeum
Lineage: Eukaryota; Metazoa; Arthropoda; Insecta; Hymenoptera; Braconidae
Gene: CSN7
Product: COP9 signalosome complex subunit 7b
Exons: 4
Coding region: 103-954 (283 amino acids)
Biological process (GO): COP9 signalosome assembly
Cellular component (GO): COP9 signalosome
Source: RefSeq, a predicted model, not a curated record
UGUGAUUAGUGAGUGUUUUGACUGCUUUGACACUACAUAAACAGUCUUCAAACUUCAAACAUCAUUCAGUUUCGAUAAGCCUGGUGUCUGCUGAGAUUCAAGAUGACUGGGUCUGCCACAGAGUCAGUCCCCGCUGAGAAAUCCUCAAGCAAUCCCCUAGAACAAUUCAUUCUCCUAGCGAAGACAGCCAAGGGGGCAGCGGCCCUAGAAUUGAUAAAACAAGCUGUGGAGACCCCAGGAGUCAACGUAUUCGGGGAACUCCUGGACAUGCCCAACAUAAAAGAGCUUGAGAACGGUCCCCACGCCGAGUACUGGAACACUCUCAACCUCUUCGCCUACGGAACGUACAAGGAAUACCUCGCCAACAAAGACAAACUUCUAGAAUUGACUCCAACGCAGAAGAAGAAGCUGCAGCACCUGACGAUUGUCACGCUAGCUGAGAAAUCCAAGUGCAUUCCCUACUCAGUCCUCCUGCAGGAGCUGGACAUCAAGAAUGUGAGGGACCUGGAGGACUUGAUCAUCGAGGCUGUCUAUGCAGACAUCAUUCAUGGAAAAUUGGAUCAGAAGAAUUCUCAGCUCGAAGUCGAUUAUGCAGGGUUGGGGAGGGACGUCAGGCCUGGAGAGACUGGAGCUGUUGUCGACACUCUGGCUGCUUGGGGAGAGACUUGUGACGCUGUUCUCGCUUGUAUCAAGAAGCAGGUUAUCGAAGCCAAUACUGCCAAACACAAUGCCACGCAGCAUAAGGAUAAAGUCCAACAGAGUAUUGCCCUGAUGAGGAAGUCAAUUCUAUCACAAGUUCAAGAAGCUGAUAUUGCUGGAGGUAGCUCAGCUGGGGGCAGUGAGUCGAGCAGAGAGGCACUCUCAAUUCCCCCGGAUUCCAAGAAAAAACAGCAAAAGGGAAAAGGGCUGAGGGGUAGUGGAACUGUGAAUGCUCAAAAUGGUAGCAUGAAGUGAUAGCCACCGAUAAUUGGAUACAUCGAAUGCAUUGAAUCCUGAAAAAUCUUAGAAUAAUUGGGUAAAAGGAGUAAUUGUUGUACAUGAAAUUUUUCAAAUAAUCAAUAAAAUUUAUGAUAUUUUUUUUAUUUACGUAA